GUAUAACCUCACUUUUACCAUUUAUUUACAUUAAUACAUCUAGUAAUGUUUAAAACCCUGAUUAAUAAGUUAAUGCCGGCCGGGCAGGCCUGUGGGUUCCACACGACGGCUAGUCUGAGCGAGGUGCGGUUGUUAUCAAGACUGCGAGUCGUCGACAACUCCGAAAUCGGCAAGCGAGCCAUGGCAGAAGGCAAGCCGCCCAAGAUCAUCUGCGUUUAUAACAAAAGACGAGUAGGCUUCAUUGGAGACCGAGUGAUGGUGGCAAUCAAAGGACAAAAGAAAAAGGGCAUCCUAGUGGGUCUGAAGCAAACACAAAAGGUGAAGGUACCCAAAUUUGACAGCAACAAUGUAGUGCUCAUAGAUGACAAUGGCACACCGCUGGGAACCCGUAUUCAUGUGCCCAUCCCAACAAUUCUGCGCACCAUUCUCAAGGAGAGAACACACUCAAAGGGUGCAGAUUACACAAAGCUACUCGGAAUAGCCACUAGGUUUGUUUAAGUUGUUAGUUCUAGUUUGUAAAUAGGUAGUGAUAUUGAAUAAAUCUAUUUGUUA
Cydia splendana is the source of this 552-nucleotide messenger RNA. RefSeq names its product large ribosomal subunit protein uL14m (gene mRpL14). Gene Ontology annotation, cellular component: ribosome; mitochondrion. The record is from RefSeq and is a predicted model, not a curated record. Lineage: Eukaryota; Metazoa; Arthropoda; Insecta; Lepidoptera; Tortricidae. Bases 46 to 498 code for a protein of 150 amino acids. The transcript has 2 exons. Gene Ontology annotation, molecular function: structural constituent of ribosome. Gene Ontology annotation, biological process: translation.